This is a messenger RNA of Ostreobium quekettii, 1755 nucleotides long. NCBI's taxonomy places the organism in Eukaryota, Viridiplantae, Chlorophyta, Ulvophyceae, Bryopsidales, Ostreobiaceae. The record is from the annotation of a GenBank genome assembly.
AUGGUGUUCAUAAGGCCUGGUUGCGAUUAUCAAUUCCAGACAACACAUUCCAUCAGCGCCUUCAAGCGUCUUCAAGCUUGCUUUGUCAUCAAUCCACUGACACAUUGUCAAAGCAACAUUCAGGACUCGAUCCAGGUCCGUGGCUGGUUGUGUGACCUGCAGAUCGCCACUGCUUGCGAUGAGUGGAGAGGCAUGGGCAGCUUUGUAGGUUCAGAAACUGCAAAGUCAAAUGCUCCAGUUUGGAUGCUAACACCGCCAAAUGGUGCUGCGGGAAGUGUGCAACCUGUGCCUUUGACAUCAUCUUCUGCAGGCCCUGGGGAUCUGCAGUGGCCUGACAAGAAGAUGGUGGUUGCAAUGAGUGACCCCUGCCAUCUGCCUGCAAAUCCUGGCUGGAUUCUGCGAAAUGUACUGAUACUUGUGGCAAAGAGAUGGACCUGCACAUCUGUGAGGGUGGUGUGCAUUCGUGAGCGCCAAGGCCGCUCUGAUCCCUGUGCCAGCAUUGUUCUGGAUGUCAACAUCAUGGCCAUCCCCAACGAUGUGGAUAACUGUGUCCAACAUGCUUCGGGAUGGGAGGCAAAUCAAGCAGGGAAAUCUGCACCAAGGCUUGCGAAUUUGAGGUCGUACUUUGAUCCUGUUCAGAUGGCAGAGCAGGCUGUCGAUCUUAACCUGCGCCUGAUGCUGUGGAGAGCGGCUCCGAAUCUGGACACCAGGAAAAUAGCAGAUACGAAGUGCCUGCUGCUGGGCAUGGGCACCCUCGGUUGUGCCGUGUCCCGGACUCUGGUAGGGUGGGGGGUUCGCCACAUUACCUGCGUGGACUCUGGGCGCGUGGCGUUUUCAAAUCCAGCCAGGCAGUCACUGUACGAGUUUGAGGAUUGUCUGGAAGGGGGAAAGCCGAAGGCAGAGUGUGCAGCACAGCACCUGAAACGGAUAUUCCCUGCUUUGGAAGUGAAGGGCGUCAUGCUGACAAUCCCAAUGCCAGGACACCCUGCUACAUCACAAGAAGAGUCCCAAUCCCUCAAGGAGGCAACUGAGCAACUUCAUGACUUGGUGAUGUCGCAUGAUGUUGUUUUCCUCCUGACAGACACACGGGAAGCCCGCUGGCUGCCGAGCGUGCUGUGUACGGCGUUCAAUAAGAUUGCAAUCGAUAUUGCUCUGGGCUUUGAUAACUUCCUUGUGAUGCGUCAUGGAAGCGCUCCAGGCACCACUGGAGGCACUGCUGACAGGCGGCUGGGGUGUUAUUUUUGCAAUGACGUGGUUGCACCUCUCAAUUCAACAGCUGACCGUGCCCUUGAUCAGCAAUGCACAGUUGCUAGGCCAGGUCUCGCGCCAAUUGCAUCUUCCCUGGGGGUCGAGCUCCUUGCUGCCAUGAUCCAGCACCCUGAAGGAAUUCAUGCGCCAGCACUCCGUUCACCCAGUGCAUCGAAUGCAACAAGCUCAUCAGCAGAUGGUCCCUUGGGAGGGGUUCCCCACAUGAUAAGAGGCCAGCUGAGUGGUUUCUCGCAGGUGUGCAUGGAAGGCAGGGCAUUCAGCCAAUGCACAGCCUGUUCAUUGACGGUCGUCGAGGGAUAUUUGGCAGAAGGCUGGGACUUCGUGCAGAGAUCUCUGCAGGAGCCUAAGUUUCUGGAGGACCUCACGGGCCUGACUGCACUGCACCAAGUAGCUGAGUCAAUGGCCAAUUUCGACAUCGACGAUAGUGAAGCGGGCGUUGCCAACAAGGCCUGUCAUGACGAUGAGGAUGGGUGGACCACCCUCUAA